AUGAUUGGCUGUGGCGCUUGUGAACCCGAAGUAAAGAUGGCGGGCGGGCAGGCAGCCGCCGCACUGCCCACUUGGAAGAUGGCGGCGCGCCGCAGCCUCAGCGCCCGCGGCCGGGGGUUCCUGCAGGCAGCGGCGGGGCGGCUGCUGCCGCUGCUACUGCUGAGCUGCUGCUGCGGCGCGGGCGGCUGCGCAGCAGCGGGCGAGAACGAGGAGACGGUGAUCAUCGGGUUGCGGCUGGAGGACACGAACGACGUGUCGUUCAUGGAAGGGGGGGCGCUGCGGGUGAGCGAGCGGACCCGGGUCAAGCUGCGGGUGUACGGGCAGAACAUCAACAACGAGACGUGGUCCCGCAUCGCCUUCACGGAGCAUGAGCGGCGGCGCCACAGCCCGGGCGAGCGCGGGCUCGGGGGCCCCGCGCCGCCAGAGCCGGACAGCGGCCCCCAGCGCUGCGGCAUCCGCACCUCAGAUAUCAUCAUCUUGCCCCACAUCAUUCUCAACCGCCGUACAUCGGGCAUCAUUGAGAUCGAGAUCAAACCGCUGCGCAAGAUGGAGAAGAGCAAGUCCUAUUACCUGUGCACAUCGCUCUCCACGCCAGCCCUGGGCGCCGGUGGCCCGGGGUCCGCUGGGGGCGCCGUCGGGGGCAAGGGCGGCUCCGGGGUGGCCGGGCUCCCGCCGCCCCCGUGGGCCGAGACCACCUGGAUUUAUCACGACGGCGAGGACACCAAGAUGAUUGUGGGCGAGGAGAAGAAGUUCCUGCUGCCCUUCUGGCUGCAGGUGAUCUUCAUUUCGCUGCUGCUGUGCCUGUCGGGCAUGUUCAGCGGCCUCAAUCUGGGGUUGAUGGCCCUGGACCCGAUGGAGCUGCGCAUCGUGCAGAACUGCGGCACGGAGAAGGAGAAGAAUUACGCCAAGCGCAUCGAGCCUGUGCGCAGGCAGGGCAACUACCUGCUGUGCUCGCUGCUGCUGGGCAACGUGCUGGUCAACACCACGCUCACCAUCCUGCUCGACGACAUCGCCGGCUCAGGCCUCGUGGCGGUGGUGGUCUCCACCAUCGGCAUCGUCAUCUUCGGGGAAAUCGUGCCCCAGGCCAUCUGCUCCCGGCACGGCCUGGCUGUAGGGGCCAACACCAUCUUCCUCACCAAGUUUUUCAUGAUGAUGACCUUCCCCGCUUCUUACCCGGUUAGCAAGCUGCUGGACUGCGUCCUGGGCCAGGAGAUAGGCACUGUCUAUAAUCGGGAAAAACUGCUGGAGAUGCUCCGGGUCACCGACCCCUACAACGACCUCGUUAAGGAGGAGCUGAACAUAAUCCAAGGGGCGCUGGAGCUCCGCACCAAGACAGUGGAGGACGUGAUGACUCCGCUCCGGGACUGCUUCAUGAUCACCGGCGAAGCCAUUCUGGACUUCAACACCAUGUCGGAGAUCAUGGAGAGCGGCUACACCCGUAUUCCAGUAUUUGAGGGGGAGCGCUCCAACAUCGUGGACCUCCUCUUCGUCAAAGACUUGGCCUUCGUGGAUCCAGAUGACUGUACUCCCCUGAAAACCAUCACUAAAUUUUAUAAUCACCCCUUGCACUUUGUUUUCAAUGACACCAAGUUGGACGCUAUGCUGGAAGAAUUUAAGAAAGGUAAAUCUCAUUUGGCCAUUGUGCAACGAGUGAACAAUGAGGGAGAAGGGGACCCGUUUUAUGAAGUUCUGGGAAUCGUCACAUUAGAAGACGUGAUUGAAGAAAUCAUCAAAUCCGAGAUUCUAGACGAAACAGAUUUAUACACUGAUAACAGAACGAAAAAGAAAGUGGCCCAUCGGGAAAGAAAGCAAGAUUUUUCUGCCUUUAAGCAGACAGACAGCGAGAUGAAGGUUAAAAUAUCACCACAGCUUCUCCUGGCCAUGCACCGUUUCCUAGCAACAGAAGUAGAAGCAUUUAGCCCAUCCCAGAUGUCAGAGAAGAUCCUUCUAAGGCUGCUAAAGCACCCCAAUGUCAUCCAGGAACUGAAGUAUGAUGAGAAGAACAAGAAGGCCCCAGAAUACUACCUCUACCAGCGAAACAAACCUGUAGACUACUUCGUUCUCAUUUUGCAGGGGAAAGUGGAAGUAGAAGCUGGGAAGGAAGGUAUGAAAUUCGAAGCCAGUGCUUUCUCCUACUACGGUGUGAUGGCUCUCACAGCCUCUCCAGUUCCUUUGUCCCUGUCUCGCACCUUUGUUGUCAGCAGAACAGAGUUGUUAGCAGCAGGUUCUCCAGGUGAAAACAAGUCGCCUCCUCGUCCCUGUGCUUUGAACCACUCAGACUCUCUGAGCCGAAGCGACCGGAUUGACGCUGUAACGCCGACCCUGGGGAGCAGCAAUAAUCAGCUCAACUCUUCGUUCCUCCAAGUCUACAUCCCUGACUACUCCGUGCGGGCCCUUUCCGACCUUCAGUUCGUGAAGAUCUCGAGACAGCAAUACCAAAAUGCCUUGAUGGCAUCCCGGAUGGACAAAACUCCUCAGUCUUCAGACAGUGAAAACACUAAAAUUGAAUUGACUCUUACGGAGCUGCACGACGGGUUGCCAGACGAGACCGCCAACCUGCUCAACGAACAGAACUGUGUGACACACAACAAAGCCAACCACAGCCUGCACAGCGAAGGGGCCAUCUAGGGCGCCCCCCGCCGCCCCUCACCCCCAACUCCCAAGGCCCCAGGCCAGCUGACCGUGAAUCCCAUUAGUGUGAGCUUGUGUGCCAUGCUGCCUCCCGCAACAUCCUGAGACCAAAGACUUUGUCCCCUUCCCGGAAGCAGCGGCGGAGGAUGGUGAGGGCAGGAGGGGAAACGAGAGGUGUGACAUCAACGGCUCGGGCGUGGCAUUCGAGAUUUUUGGAGAUGAACUUCUUCCACCCAAAUAGAAUCAUGUUUAUUUUUUCAGUUGUACCUUUUAUCUUUAUUCACUCUCCUCCUUCCUCAGUUUGCAUGAAGUUGGAAAUUGUGGCAGUUUAUUAAUUUUUUUCCCCAAGAGAUCAUGUUUUCAAACAGUGUCUUUUGCAGAGUUUUACGUUGUUCUGUCUCAACUCUGCCGUGACUCCGUGAUGGGACCCGAAGGGACUCGCUCCACCCGCCGGCGGCCUUGCCAGCCUUGCCGGCCCUCCUCAGGAGGGGCACGCCUGCUCCGUGCCCAGUGGGUGUCGCUGUGGAACUUGAAGGAUGAAUGAAGAAAACUGUGGCUGCGGACCUGCCAAGUCUGUCCCACUGUGGGGCGGAGCCUGUGCGGGGCCGCGGUCGCCUCUGUGAGCUCCGUGUUGUUUUAAGUUAAUGUCUAACCGUGUCCCUUUCCCUCAGAAAGGUUUAACAUUGGCCUGGAAUGUGAUUUUUUUUUGCUCCUACUCUAAGGAAUUUUUAUCACCAAAAUGAAUGUUAAUGAAUUUGAAACCCAUGGUUUAUCAUUGGCAAGAGGCAAGGUGACUUCAUCCCGCAAUUCCUCCAGCCUGGAUUCUCCGGCCCGGCCAGGCCGCCUCCCCGGCCCGGCGCCCCAGCCUCCAGAGCGCCGCCACCCACCUCCCCAUCCUUGCUCUUGCUGACCCAGGAUGCUGCUACACAGAUGCCAAACGGAAAUCUUC
Messenger RNA from Enhydra lutris kenyoni (northern sea otter), 3580 nucleotides. Its product is annotated as cyclin and CBS domain divalent metal cation transport mediator 2. The coding region runs from base 1 to 2628 and encodes 875 amino acids. Gene Ontology annotation, biological process: magnesium ion homeostasis; transport. Gene Ontology annotation, cellular component: plasma membrane. The record is from RefSeq and is a predicted model, not a curated record. The transcript has 8 exons. Gene Ontology annotation, molecular function: magnesium ion transmembrane transporter activity. Lineage: Eukaryota; Metazoa; Chordata; Mammalia; Carnivora; Mustelidae.